Dicentrarchus labrax (European seabass) is the source of this 4661-nucleotide messenger RNA. It is a transcript of the gene nek8, whose product is annotated as NIMA-related kinase 8. The coding region runs from base 359 to 2449 and encodes 696 amino acids. The transcript is spliced from 17 exons. The record is from RefSeq and is a predicted model, not a curated record. Gene Ontology annotation, biological process: protein phosphorylation. NCBI's taxonomy places the organism in Eukaryota, Metazoa, Chordata, Actinopteri, Moronidae. Gene Ontology annotation, molecular function: ATP binding; protein kinase activity.
GAAGACAACGACGACAACAACGAUGGUAGACAAUGAGUAGUGAUUAUAGUAAUAAUAGUAACUGUAGUAAUAAUAAUAGUAAUAAUAAUAAUAACAAUAAUAUCAGUAAUAUUAGCAGUGGGAGUCAAGCAGUACCAUGGCAGGAGGCUCCACCAGGAUCCAUGAGAAGCUGCAAGACGAGAAAGCACAAGAACUCCGAGGAAGAAGUGAAGUGUCCACUGUGGCUGCACGGCUGUACACUUUCUGAUGGUUAAAGAAAACAUUAAGAGCCCACUCAGAAAUAGUGACUUUAGAAAUAUGCCAAGUAAAGUACUGGGCACGGGUUGCCUGGAGACGGCGGAAACGUUUGGGAGCAGCGAUGGAGAAAUAUGAGAAAAUCAAAGUUGUCGGAAGAGGAGCUUUCGGGAUCGUUCACUUGUGCCGCAGGCGCAGCGAUGGGGCCUUUGUCAUCCUGAAGGAAAUCCCAGUGGAGCAGAUGUCACGAGACGAACGCCUGGCAGCUCAGAACGAGUGUCAGGUCCUGAAACUGCUCAACCAUCCAAAUAUUAUAGAGUACUAUGAGAACUUCCUGGAAGACAAGGCCCUCAUGAUAGCUAUGGAGUAUGCGCCAGGUGGAACCUUGGCUGAUUACAUACAGAAACGCUGUAACUCUCUGCUGGACGAGGACACCAUCCUUCACUUCUUUGUACAGAUCCUACUUGCCCUGUAUCACGUCCACAACAAACUUAUUUUACACAGAGACCUUAAGACACAGAAUAUUCUUCUUGACAAACACCAGAUGAUUGUCAAAAUUGGUGAUUUUGGCAUCUCCAAAAUCCUUGUCAGCAAGAGCAAAGCUUACACUGUGGUCGGGACCCCAUGCUACAUCUCCCCAGAGCUGUGUGAGGGAAAGCCCUAUAACCAGAAGAGUGACAUCUGGGCUCUGGGCUGUGUGCUCUAUGAACUGGCGAGCCUUAAGAGGGCCUUCGAGGCGGCUAAUCUACCCGCCCUCGUUCUUAAGAUCAUGAGUGGGACAUUUGCUCCAAUUUCAGACCGCUACAGCCCCGAGCUCCGACAGCUCAUCCUCAACAUGCUCAAUCUGGAUCCAUCCAAACGGCCUCAACUCAAUGAAAUAAUGGCUCUUCCCAUAUGCAUCAGGCCCUUGCUUAACCUCUACACUGAUAUAGGCAAUGUCAAAAUGCGCAGGAUUGAGAAACCACUGUCUACUGUGCAAACCGGUACUCAAGGUAGACCUGGAGGGAGAGUUCCUACCAACAGGUCUAGAGAUGGAUCAGUCGGUUUAGGAUCAGGGAAGGUGCAUUCCCUCCCGCUGUCCUCUGUGUAUACGUGGGGAAGUGGAAUCUCAGCUCCUCUCCGCCUGCCGAUGCUCAACACUGAGGUGCUUCAGGUGUCUCUGGGCCGCACUCAGAGGAUGGGGGUGACUAAGUCAGGCCGUCUGAUUACAUGGGAGGCUCCAUCAGUGGGAUCAGGUGAGGCCAGUCUGCCCGGUGUGGUGGAGCAGAUGCAGCCUCAGUUCAUUUCACGUUUCCUUGAGGGUCAGUCUGGAGUCACCAUCAAGUCUGUGUCCUGUGGCGAUCUUUUUACCACUUGCAUGACAGACAGGGGCAUUAUCAUGACGUUUGGAAGUGGGAGUAACGGCUGUCUAGGACACGGCAACUUCAAUGAUGUAACACAGCCCAAAAUAGUUGAGGCGCUCCUCGGCUAUGAGCUGGUUCAGGUGUCGUGUGGUGCUUCCCAUGUACUCGCUGUGACCAAUGAAAGAGAAGUAUUUGCCUGGGGAAGAGGAGACAAUGGUCGCCUCGGGCUAGGCACCCAAGACACCCACAACUCUCCACAGCAGGUAUGUUUACCUGUGGAAUUUGAGGCCCAGAGGGUGGUGUGUGGAGUUGACUGCUCGAUGAUUAUCAGCACCCAGCACAGCAUUGUGGCAUGUGGAAGCAACAGGUUCAACAAGCUCGGGCUGGAUAAAAUAGCAAUUGGAGAGGAACCAAAUCCCUCACAUCAGGUGGAAGAAGUCCAUUCUUACGCUCCGGUCCAAUCAGCCCCGCUCAACAGUGAGAAGAUUGUUUACAUUGAUAUUGGGACAGCCCAUUCUGUUGCUGUAACAGAAAAGGGUCAGUGUUUUACCUUUGGCAGCAACCAGCAUGGCCAGAUGGGCUGUAGUUCACGUCGUAGCAGCCGCGUGCCCUACCCGGUGCCCGGGCUGCAGGGCAUCACCAUGGCUGCUUGUGGAGACGCUUUCACCUUAGCUAUUGGAUCUGAAGGUGAGGCGUACACCUGGGGAAAGGGGGCCCGCGGUCGCCUCGGAAGAAAAGAGGAGGAUUCUGGGAUACCGAAGGCGGUGCAGCUCGACGAAAGUCACCCAUUCGUGGUGACAUCAGUGGCUUGUUGUCAUGGAAACACUCUGCUGGCAGUGAAACCUUUGCUUGAGGAACCUGUCCCGAGAUGAUUUUGUCCUGAAAACAAACCCCCCUCAGCGCUGGCGAUGGAAUGAGGUGAAGGACAGCUUCCUCUGAAUAACUCCUCCCAGAGGCCCAUCUGUGCUGCAGUUGAAAGAUUCCCUUUCAUACUGCAGCUGCAGCCUCAGACUUUAACUUAGUCUUCCUCUAUCUAGUGUUUUUUUUUUUCCUCCUCCAGGAAUGAAUGUUUAUUUCAUUCGGUGGUUUGAUAUCAUGGAGGUCAAAACCUGUGUGUUGCAGCAGGUGUAUGUCACAACAGGUUAGUCUAGGGGAUGUUGCAACACAGUCACUGAAGCUGGAUUACAGGAAGUCAUUAGGCAGCUUUCAUGUGGUGAACUAUUGUCCUCUCUCACGUGCAGGGUUAGCAUGAUAAAGACCAGUAAAAGCCAAACUGGUUUGAGCUCUCUUAAGCCCACUGGUGAAUGACGAUACAAUGCACAGAGAGGAAAAGAAUGAAAGCCACUUGAGUGUUAAGUAACUCAUCAGUCAAAUGAACCAAACACAUUAAUCUCGAUCACAUCGUCAGUGGUCACAUUGUGCUUCAUUGGAUUAGUCCUCCAAUACUUUUGUUGCUUGAGAGCAGCGUUCAAACCAGAUAACGAUUUGUGUUGUUUAGGGUUCAGGUGAUCAUCUAAAUGAGUUGUGUCUUAAAUCACUCCCUUGUUCACACAUUCACUGCUCCCUAUAUAAUACACACUUAACAGUUUAUAACGAGCAGUGGGGUAAUUUCAGAGACAGCCUUUUGUGUUUUUGGAAGAUUCUGUGUUAUAACUCACUGUAAAUGUGUAUUAUAUUUGAAAUGAGAUUAUAUGUAUAAAUAUUGUGUAAACUGUAUUCAUAGGAUGACCUACGACUGCCAAAGCAAAAGCCAAAAUGUGCCUAUCAGAGUUGAAAGAAGGACUCAGGUCUUUUACUUAAGUAAAAGUAUAAAUAGCACAUAUAAUAGCACAAACAAUCCUGCAUUUAAAGUUUUACUUAAACCUACAAGGAGUUUUUAACUGGUUACCAUACAGUCCUAAUUUAAUACUGAUGCCCCUACGCGACCUACGUAAACAAUAAACAAACAAGACCAUCAGCGAAAAGACAGGUCCUUCGCGUAUUCUGCAUGUUUCGUAGUUUCUCCUUCGCGCUUGGAAGUGGAGGGUGAGGCGAGGGAGUUGCUAUCUGCAACUACACAGCUAGAUGCCACCAAAUCCUACACACUGGACCUUUAAGUAAAAGUACAAAAAACCUCCAAAUAUACCAAAAGUAGAAGUACUAGUGCAAAAUGGCCCCUUUCAGAAUAAGAUAUAUUAUAAUAAUAAUCGUAGUAUAGUAUUUACUAUAGUAAAGCUGGAGCUAAUUUAAAUUGCUGUGUACACUGCCAGGUGCCUUAAUCUAUAAUAAUGCAUUAUAAUGUGAUUGUUUAUAUUUUGUAUUGAUAAUCUUAAUAGUGUGUGGAGUAUAAGUAUAAAGUACCAUGUAAUGAAGUAAAUGUAUAUAGUUACUGCCACUGGUACCAAGGAGUGUAGUACAUCGUUAAUACAUAUUUUUAUAUUAACUUUUUUUACAAUAUUGUCAUCACCAGCUACCACGAUAUUUUCUGGUGUUAAAGCUUUUAUUGUCAAACUAAAAGAAGGAAUGAUCUUAACAGGUGUCUGUUGUACAGACUGAAAAUUAAACAUCUUUAUCAUGACUGUGAAGGUUAAAAUAAAUCAGGUUGUACGUCAGCAGUUUAAAAUGAACCUGUGGUAUAAAGUCUGACAGUCUGAUUACCUUUGUGUAAUUCUUCCCCAUUAUUCUCACAUUAAUCACCCACUCACACAUUAAUCUGUGUAAUUGCCACAGAGCUGUUAUUAUUGUUACACUGUAGAUUCAUAUUCAUUUUUCCCUAAUAAGAAAUCACCUAUUUUUCUAAAUGUAAUUACGUGUUUACAAUAUUUUACUCCUUAUUUAAGAUGCGUUCACACCUUUCUCUGAGGACACGGAUCGAUUACCAUUGUUGUCUCGUGUGAUGAUGUAAUGAUGAUGUAAUCCGGUGGCAAUAGAGCAGGUGAAAAAUGAUCCAUAUAUGUGUCUGUGUGUAGUAUUUCUACUUCCAUUAAACGAUGUAGACCCGAAGUUUGUUUGUUUGUUUAAUGAGUGUAAUACUGUAUGUGACGGGUUAUUUUUAUCAUGUAUUUAGAAACAUUUUAAGAUGAAAUAAAGGGAGAAAAUACUGUA